AUGCAGCUGACUGAUGGACAUGUAAUUGAUUCGGUGAUAGAAAUCGUGGGCAUCCCAGUCACCUUUGCCUUGUGCCAAGAGAUAGUCGGUGUGGUAGGCAGAAUUGCCAACGUCGGUGAACACGGAACCAAAGAGAACUUGCAUCUGGAGAGAUUAUGGGACGAUCGGAACAUCGGUAUCCACAUGUCGCUGGUGAAUGCCACGACGACAUCUCGUCUUUUACGGCUUGUGGAAUCUGGAGCAUUUGAUGCCGGUUCGCGUGUUACUCAUCAUAUGCUUCUGAGAUGUGCUACGAAAGCCCUGGAGACUAGUUUGUAA
Molecule: messenger RNA, 318 nt
Organism: Penicillium odoratum
Lineage: Eukaryota; Fungi; Ascomycota; Eurotiomycetes; Eurotiales; Aspergillaceae
Exons: 2
Coding region: 1-318 (105 amino acids)
Source: RefSeq, a predicted model, not a curated record